Messenger RNA from Arabis nemorensis, 300 nucleotides. NCBI's taxonomy places the organism in Eukaryota, Viridiplantae, Streptophyta, Magnoliopsida, Brassicales, Brassicaceae. The record is from the annotation of a GenBank genome assembly.
AUGGUGUUCCAAAGGUUUUUCUUCACCCUAUUUGUUCUUUUGGCAACUUUGAUCACAGUUGCUAAAGGAAACCACAACAGAAAGCUAUUGACAAGUUACAAACCGGAAUAUUCUCCUCCUCCAUCCCCGAUCUACCGUGCUCCUCCUACUCCGGUCUAUGGACCUCCGGUUGCUCUUCCUCCUCCUCAACCUCAUGCCGCCUACUACUACAGAAAAGCUCCACCGCCACCGCGCUCUAAAUAUGGAACAGUGUAUCCACCUCCCCCUUCCAAGCCAUGGUGGUGGUUGUUGAGGGGCUAA